AGGCCCCGCCCACCGGCGCCAAGCGGGAGCGCGGGAGCUGGGGGGGAGCAGGGCUGGUCACCCGCGCGCGGUCUGGAGACCAUGGACGCGGUGGGCCCGAGUCGCCGCCGGGCGCGGGUGUCCCGCCUGGUCUCCUUCAGCGCCAGCCACCGCCUGCACAGCAAGUCUCUGAGUGAGGAAGAAAACUUGAAACUCUAUGGGAAAUGCAACAAUCCCAAUGGCCACGGGCACAAUUACAAAGUUGUGGUGACAGUAUACGGGGAGAUUGAUCCUGAUACAGGAAUGGUCAUGAACUUGACUGACCUCAAAAAAUACAUGGAGGAGGCCAUCAUGGAGCCCCUCGAUCACAAGAACCUGGACCUGGACGUGGCGUACUUUGCGGACACUGUAAGCACAACCGAAAAUGUAGCUGUGUUUAUCUGGGAAAAUCUCCAGAAAUUGCUUCCUGAGGGAGCUCUUUAUAAGGUCAAAGUGUAUGAAACUGACAACAACAUUGUAGUCUAUAAGGGAGAAUAGUGUGUGUGUGUGUGUGUGUGUGGUGUUACUGCUGUCAGAAGACUGAUUUUUUUUUUUUUUCAAUACUGGGGAAAGAUCUUUAGUCCCUGAGAACAUUAAGUAAACAAUCUCCGGUGCCUUCGCCUCGUGUUCUGGAGUGUCUGUCUACUGAAAUGCUUCUAAGAACUGUUGGAAAUGUACAUCUGUUAUACCAUCAAGCUUGACGCGGACUCUGAAGAUGUAUCUGCAGCCGGGGAGGGGACCCUGGCCUCGCACUCACUCAUGCAGUGCGUGCUCUCCCCCUCCCCGGGGCGUACCCUGGCCCUUCUGCACGCCACUUGGGGCCUUUUGUCUGUAAAUCAAACAUGAUGUUAUUCCAGCAAAAUGUCUUGACAUGAGAUUAUCCGAAAGCAGAAGAAAUCUAUGUGUGUUACAUUCUCUGUCAUCCCCCUUUUAAGCAUUUUUUUUUCCCCCUUGGUAUAAGUGGAAAAAAAUGUUUCCCUUUAAAUCUUAUUAAAAAAAAAUA
Molecule: messenger RNA, 1021 nt
Organism: Dipodomys spectabilis (banner-tailed kangaroo rat)
Lineage: Eukaryota; Metazoa; Chordata; Mammalia; Rodentia; Heteromyidae
Gene: Pts
Product: 6-pyruvoyltetrahydropterin synthase
Exons: 7
Coding region: 82-516 (144 amino acids)
Biological process (GO): tetrahydrobiopterin biosynthetic process
Cellular component (GO): mitochondrion
Molecular function (GO): 6-pyruvoyltetrahydropterin synthase activity
Source: RefSeq, a predicted model, not a curated record